Molecule: messenger RNA, 1454 nt
Organism: Linum tenue
Lineage: Eukaryota; Viridiplantae; Streptophyta; Magnoliopsida; Malpighiales; Linaceae
Source: the annotation of a GenBank genome assembly
ACAGCAUGAGGUGGGAAAGACAGGUUCGGAAUUUCACAAACCUUGAAUCCAAGUGACAGAUUUGUUAGUAACUCAAGAAUCUGGCGACCUAAUAAUUAAUGGGCUCCAGAGCCCAGACUAGCAGUACCAUAUGGUAGAUUCCCCUAAAGCAUAGGGAUCAAACUGGAACUUAUCUAUCAGUUUCGUCUCGUUUCAAAUCGCCGAACGACUGAACACACAAAGCGCAUUUUUGGUUGUCUAUUGAUUUUUUUUUUCCUCCAUUGCCGUAGUCCGCUCCUUCUGUUGUGUACUAUGUUGCCCUGGAAGUCUGCAUCUUCGUCCCCACCCUUUCUGUCCUUGUGAUCGAGUCUCCAGUCCUCCCUUGUUCUUUCAGUUGGUUCCCUUAAGAAUCCAAUACACCUUUGGUUUCUUCUCCCACAGCCUUUUGUCUUGCUCUGCCAGGAUCACUAUAUAGUCUCUGGAUGCUCCUUCUUCUUCUUCUUCUACAUCAAUGGACCGUAAGCAAAAAGUUCGAGGAUUUUCCUGUUCGAUUCACCAGAUUGGGAAUCUGGGACUCCGGCUGUUGUGGAGUAUGGUACACCUACUUAUCAGCAUAGGUUACUUUGUAGCUGCAGCUGCUAAAGCUGUUGAAAGCCGUAUAAUCUCCAGCGGGCUGCUCACUCGUUACAAAGAGCUUAACAUCAGCAAGCUUAAGUACUUGGCGGUUGUGAUAGAGAGUGAUGAUGCUGUUCAAACUUCCAAGAUUGUUCAGCUCUUGAGGUGGCUGGAAGCUAUGGGGGUGAAAAGAAUGUGCCUGUACGAUGCACAAGGAGUUCUUAAGAAAUCGAAAGAUUCGAUAGUGAAGAUGUUGGAUAAUGCAGUUCUCUUGGAGGAACUUGGUGAGAAAGAUUUGAUGGAAAAGCCGAAAUGUAUGGCUCUUGAAUUUGCUUCGGUGUCUGAUGGAAAGGAAGGGGUGGUCAAGGCUGCGAACUUGCUCUUUGCCGAGUAUAAGGAACUUGGAAACCGUGAUGAGCAGUUUUUUACUGAAGCUAAAAUCGGGGAGGCUUUAAGAGCUGUAGGUUGCAAGGGGCCAGAACCUGACCUACUAUUGGUUUAUGCACCGGUGAGAUGCCAUCUUGGUUUCCCUGCUUGGAGAACUAGAUACACAGAGAUAGUCCAUAUGGGAUCAUUGAAGUCAAUGAGCCUUGGCUCCUUAACAAAAGCAAUUUACAAGUUCACCAGGGUGCGCCAAAACUACGGGAAAUGAGCGACUGAUGCAAAUGGGGGAAUGGACAUUUGCAGCAAAAGACCGAGUCAUGGAUGGUCUGGAAUUGCAGCAAACAACUUGGGUUUUCGAUACACGUGUUUAUUGGUUAACCAGCUCUCAUAAAUCAGGAUUCGGCUGUACCUAUCAUCUUUGUGUUGUAAUUUAGGAAAAGAUGAGAAGCCUCUUUGCACCCCAUGGUGCUAUUAUU